GUGAACGAGACUCCAAGUUGUAGUUCCAUAGCUUCCAUAGAGUGAAAUUUUUUAUAGUGCUUUUAGUUUCAAUCGCGACUCGAUCGUAACGUGCAGACUUUUGUGUCAUGGUGGAAGAUUUUUGUUUAAUUUUCAAUUAGAAAAUUCCACCAAUUUCCCUUCCUUGUUGCCAAACUGUAGACCAGAGAGAGAGAUAUUUCCUCUUGUGUGUUUCAUUGCUGGUGCAUUUGAUAAUCGCUUAUAGAGCAGUGACAAACUCUUGGAAUAUUUGUAAGUUUUCACUCCAAGAUAUUUCAUCACUUGAAGGUGAUUUUUUUCUUGUGGGGGAAUCUUAUGGAUUUGUGUACACGGAAAAGGUGAAGUGUUGGCGAGAAAGAAACUGAGUAAAAUCUAUUCCUCUGCCGAUUCGCAAAUCUUCAUUGGAUAUCACAAAAGAGGGACUCCGAAGUCACACGGAAAGAGUUUUGAGCAAUCUGUGCACAGCGACAAUGAUGGAAAGUGUUCCGCCACCUUCGGACAAGAGGAGGCUGAAGAAGAUGUUCAGCUGGACCGACGAUGGAACAGGAGGCAGUGAUACAAACGUAACGACAAUUGAGGAUGGAGGAACCAUGUGGAACAGACAGCAACAGGCGGUGUCUGUGCGGCAUGCCUUCAAACAGUAUGGAUCUAAGUCAAAACCAAAUCAAGUACUCAGUAACCUCAAUAUGACAGUAGCCAAAGGGACAAUAUAUGGCCUCUUGGGUGCUUCUGGAUGUGGCAAAACAACCCUCUUGUCCUGCAUCGUGGGCCGCCGGCGUCUCAACUCUGGCGAAAUCUGGGUGCUGGGCGGCCGGCCGGGCACCAAGGGCUCCGGCGUGCCGGGGGCGCAGGUGGGCUACAUGCCGCAGGAGAUCGCACUCUAUGGCGAGUUCACCAUCAAAGAGACAAUGAUGUACUUCGGCUGGAUCUUUGGCAUGCAGACAUCAGAGAUUAUGGAGAGACUUCAGUUUCUCCUCAACUUUCUCGAUUUGCCCUCGCAGAAUCGUCUCGUGAAGAACCUCAGUGGUGGUCAACAGAGGCGAGUGUCCUUCGCCGUGGCUCUGAUGCACGAUCCCGAGCUGCUCAUCCUGGAUGAGCCCACGGUGGGUGUGGAUCCGCUCCUGCGGCAGAGCAUAUGGAAUCACCUCGUGCACAUAACCAAAGCCGGCCAGAAGACAGUUAUCAUCACGACUCACUACAUCGAGGAAGCCCGACAGGCGCAUACCAUCGGCCUUAUGCGCUCUGGUCGACUUCUAGCCGAGGAGUCGCCGCAGGUGCUCCUGUCCAUGUACCGGUGCCAGAGUCUAGAGGAUGUCUUUCUCAAGUUGUCGCGGAAACAGGGUGCUAAUGGGGCGGUGGCCACGACGGAACCAAUGAACAUCAGCAACAACAUCUCCCUGUCAGCCUUAGCCUUUGGCAGCAAGAAGGACAAUCCCGUGUAUGUGAGUCAAGAGAGUGGCGUUGUGGGCCUCAACUUCCACCAGAGCAAAGAAAUCCUAAUCAGUGACUCCAAUGGAUCCACUAUUGGAAUUAAUGAUGCACCGCCACAUCCUCAGAACACAGCGAUUGAUUGCGACGAUUGCGGCAGCUGCUCGAAUUGCUUCAACAUUACCUCUCGAGGAAAAAUUCGUGCACUCCUCCAGAAGAAUUUCUUACGAAUGUGGCGAAAUGUGGGCGUCAUGCUCUUCAUUUUCGCUCUCCCAGUCAUGCAGGUCAUACUCUUCUGCUUGGCAAUUGGAAGAGAUCCGACCGGACUCAAGUUGGCCAUAGUGAAUCAGGAAAUUGAAGGAGAUAACUGCACUUUCAAUCCAGGAUGCAAAUUCGGCAAUCUAUCGUGUCGUUAUCUGAGCCAUCUGAGCAACAAUAUCGACCAGAACUUCUAUCCAACACCCGAAGACGCUAUAAAUGCCGUGAAAGCGGGCGAUGCUUGGGGUGUUCUCUACUUUACAGACAACUUCACAGACGCUCUGGUUGCAAGAAUAUCGUUGGGAAGAGAAGCUGAUGAUGAGACUCUGGAUCAGUCGGAAAUCCGCGUGUGGCUGGAUAUGUCAAACCAGCAGAUUGGCAUCAUGCUGAACAGGGAUCUGCAGUUGGCUUACAAGGACUUCGCUCAGACCUUCCUCAAGACAUGCGGCAACAAUCCCAAGCUAGGAGACGUGCCGAUACAGUUCAAGCAGCCCAUCUACGGCACGAGUGACCCGUCGUUUACGGAUUUCGUGGCGCCAGGAGUCAUCUUAACAAUCGUCUUCUUCUUGGCCGUGGCUCUCACGUCGUCCGCCCUCAUCAUCGAGCGCACCGAAGGACUUCUGGAUCGCUCAUGGGUGGCCGGCGUGACGCCCACGGAGAUCUUGUUCUCGCACGUGGUCACCCAGUUCGUGGUGAUGUGUGGCCAGACUGCCCUUGUGCUCAUCUUCAUGAUCCUCGUCUUCGGCGUGACCUGCAACGGUGACAUCUUCUGGGUCAUCGUGCUGACACUGCUGCAAGGCCUGUGCGGCAUGUGCUUCGGCUUUGUCAUCUCUGCCAUCUGCGAGCUGGAGCGCAACGCCAUUCAGCUGGCUCUGGGCUCCUUCUACCCCACGCUGCUCCUCUCCGGCGUCAUCUGGCCCAUCGAGGGCAUGCCCGAGUUCCUCAGGUACAUCUCCCUGGGACUCCCGCUCACCAUGGCCACCACGUCGCUGCGAUCGAUGCUGAGCCGCGGCUGGGAAAUCACCGAGCCCGACGUCUACUUUGGCUUCAUUUCGACCAUCCUCUGGAUUGUGGGAUUCCUUAUCAUUACAUUGACAGUACUUAAGUUCAAGCGAGGUUAAUAUAGUACCUAUUUAUUUGAGUGUUAAAAUUAAUUAUUGUUAAUUUUUGUAAUGUGUAAUGGAAUUAAUGCUUUUGCGGUGUACAAUAAUUUAUCGAUAUUUCCAUGAUUAGGUUUUUUUUCUGUCUGCAAAUAAUUGCACUCUUUUCUGGUGCAAACACAACAACAACAACAAGAACACAAGAAAAUCAACAAUUUGCAAUAGUCCACUGAAUCUAUCCGUAGAUUCUGCUGGUCUGGCGCAAUUAGUGUGAAUGUUUGGGAAAUUUUUGAAAGUUUUUUGGGUAACUUCUUUCCAAUUCACUUCCUUCAAAAUCCUGUUUCACUCUUUGUAUUUCUUUCUUCAUCUUCUCUGAAAUACCCCACUUUUGUCUUCUAUUUUUUUUUUAAGUCCUCUUUAUUUAGUGGAGAAAGAGAGAAAUGGUUAAUAAGAAUGUCUGUGAUUUUUUACACACAAAAAAUCAUUCUGUAUUUUUAAAAUAGUUUUGAAGUCCAUAUAUUUUCAAGUGUAUUUGUAAUGUUAAUAGGGGAGAAUGUAGAUAAUAUGAAAUUGAUUUAUAAUAAAAUUAUUAAAAGGA
Molecule: messenger RNA, 3402 nt
Organism: Phlebotomus argentipes
Lineage: Eukaryota; Metazoa; Arthropoda; Insecta; Diptera; Psychodidae
Gene: snu
Product: ABC transporter G family member 23
Exons: 10
Coding region: 489-2825 (778 amino acids)
Biological process (GO): transmembrane transport
Cellular component (GO): ATP-binding cassette (ABC) transporter complex; membrane
Molecular function (GO): ATP hydrolysis activity; ABC-type transporter activity; ATP binding
Source: RefSeq, a predicted model, not a curated record